Molecule: messenger RNA, 1366 nt
Organism: Capsella rubella
Lineage: Eukaryota; Viridiplantae; Streptophyta; Magnoliopsida; Brassicales; Brassicaceae
Product: TMV resistance protein N
Exons: 2
Coding region: 36-1178 (380 amino acids)
Biological process (GO): signal transduction; defense response
Molecular function (GO): ADP binding
Source: RefSeq, a predicted model, not a curated record
CUCUCAUAGAGUCAUAGAGAGAAUCAAAAACCAAAAUGUCUUGUGCUAAGUACGAUGUCUUUCUAAGUUUUAGAGGGCUCGACACUCGCCCCAACUUCGUCAGCUUUCUCCACAAAGAACUGGAUCGAAGGGGCAUUCGAACCUUCAAAGACGACGAGGAGCUCGAGAAUGGCCAGAGGAUUUCCCCGGAGCUCAAUCGCGCCAUCGAGGUGUCGAGAUUCGCCGUCGUUGUGGUCUCCGUCAACUACGCUGCGUCUCCUUGGUGUCUCGACGAGCUCGUCAAAAUUAUGGAUUUUGAGAAAAAGGGUUCGAUGACCGUUUUGCCCAUCUUCUACGGCGUGGAUCCGUGUCAUGUGAGGAGGCAGAUCGGGGACGUCGCUGAACAGCAGUUCAAGAAGCACGAGGACAGAGGAGUUGAUCAUGCGAAAGUGCUUUCAUGGAGAUUAGCAUUGGAGAAUUUGGCGAAUAUCUCCGGCGAGUGUUCAUCGAAAUGGAAUGAUGACUCGAAGCUGGUCGACGAAAUUGCUGAUAAGAUAUCAGAAAAGCUGAUGAUUGUUAGAACAAUAAGCAAUGGGAGGAACAUAGUGGGGAUUGAUAAACACAUGAAGAAUCUUAACCGAUUAAUGGAUUUGAAUUCCAAAAAAGAUGUGAGAGUGGUUGGGAUUUGGGCAAGAGGGGGCAGUGCUAGAUCGGCUCUAGCUAAAUAUGUAUAUCAGACAUCCUCUAAACACUUUGAAAGCCAUUGUUUCCUGGGAAACUUGAAAUUGAUUUCUCAGGGUCGCUACUUUGAAAGCCAUCUACACGAAGAGUUUUUGAAAAGUAUGAAAGGAGAAUGCUCGACGAGCACACAGGGUCUCAAGAACCAAAAGGUUCUGCUUGUGGCAGACGAUGUCAGUAAGCUUAAACAGUUAGAUGCGCUUGCAGUGGAUUACAGCGGUUUUGGUCCGGGGAGUGUCGUUGUCAUCACUACACAAGACAAGCGGCUGUUGCUUUCUCAUGGUGUAGACAAUGUCUACGAAAUAAAGUUUUUGAGAUUCCAAAAAGUCCGAAGAACAAUCGCCUUUAAAAAGAGAGACAUCUUUGCUGCGUUCGAGUCUGCUUUGUAUCGAGCAAAAGAUUUUGCCACGGAAUGUUUUGGUUGCCCAACUAGUACAUCUGGUUAUGAGAAAUUUUGUUAAACCCAAUUUAUUAAGUUUGAGGCUUCCUCUGCAUUCAUAAUCAUUUCUUUUUUUCUUUUCCUUUUGACACCUUGGUGUCGGGGUUUCGUGAUCUGCGGAAGCAAUCUGCAUUCAUCAUCAUGAAUAUAUAUAUUUUUAAAUGUAAUAAAUUUAGUUUUGUAUGGUUAUUUUGUCGUGUUAACUAUUUA